Molecule: messenger RNA, 1119 nt
Organism: Eurytemora carolleeae
Lineage: Eukaryota; Metazoa; Arthropoda; Copepoda; Calanoida; Temoridae
Product: nicotinamide N-methyltransferase
Exons: 13
Coding region: 279-1100 (273 amino acids)
Cellular component (GO): cytosol
Molecular function (GO): N-methyltransferase activity
Source: RefSeq, a predicted model, not a curated record
AGUGAGUCCCAGAAAAUAUUUAAUGGACAUUAACUUAACUUUAAGUGAAUUUAUUCAAAGAGUGAAAUAAACCGUAUGACAUGUUUAACGAGUUUUUGUAUAAUAACUAAAAGCCUUUUAAAUCCAAAAUUGAAUUCUUUUGCAAUAAAUAUAAGUUUCACGAUGUAAAGUUGCAAAGACAUAAUUAUAAAAAAAUGUGCACAGUCUUGAUGAAAUAUUCUAAUUUAUUUGUUCAAAUAUCAUAAAAAACACAAUUAAAAAAAAAGUCCAUAGACAAAAUGAGUGAUAAAGUUUCAACAAUGGAGGACACGAAAAAUGAAGAUAAGAAACCGAUUGGACCUGAGGAACUUAGAAAAAUGCACCAAACCUUGAGUGAUUUCUACCCUGUAGCAUAUCUUAAUGCUUGGGCACAAGGAGUCAGAGAGGAGUGGGCUGAAUUCUUGGAUAGAGUAUUCUCCUCCUAUAUACCUGAAUAUCUCCUACAGGAGUUCCCAGAUAAUGGAGGUGGGCCGACUAUACUGGAUCUAGGAUGUGGUCCAUCUAUUUGCAACAUUAUUUCAGCUUCAAGAGUAUCAAAAAGAAUAUACCUUGCUGAUUUGCUUGAAGGGAAUAGACGAGAGUUAAAAAAGUGGUUAAACAGUGAGGACGGGUGCUGGAACUGGGACCCAUACUUUAGUUUUCAGGGUGUAUUAGAGCUCAAUCCAAAUGUUACCGAAAUCGAAGAUCGAGUAAGGAAAAAUAUAAAAUCUGUUCUACCAUGUGACCUCUCUACCUCACAAGUAUUCACCAGCGAUAUCGGAUUGACACCAUUCGAUAUAUUGAUCUGCUCCUUAGUGUGGGAUGUGGUAGCAGUGAAUACGGAGCAACUAGAAACUGUGAUAAAUAGAAGUUUAAAUUGGUUAAAAGAAGGCGGGUUACUUAUAGUUCAAGGCUCGUUACACGAGGAGAGGUAUACUGUUGGAAGUGCAAUGUUUCCUGUGCUAAAUAUUGACAAGGAAACACUGUUCAACGUGUUUGAAAAAUGUGGUUUAAAGGUUGUGUUGUGGGAAACAAGAACCAAGGGAUCAACUCAUUAUUUCACCAUUUUAAAAAGAAAAUAAAACUGAAAUUAUCAUGGUA